AUGCCUAUCUCUACUAAAAUUCUGCUCCCUAUGCGCGCACGCGUCGGUGUCCGGUCUUUCUCGUCAUCCUGCUCGCGCUCGCAGGCCGCUGCGCCACUACCGUCAAGCAAGCCCGUUGGAGCUUUCCGAGGAGGUAUUUUCGGGUUCCUGGCUGGGUCUGUCGCCGCCGGCGCGUCGGUGUACUAUUACGUCCUAGGAGAAUACAAGAUCGCCAAUGAGAUGCUCUCUGAUGACAUUUCGGCACUGCAAAUGGCCACAAUCAAGCUCCAGUCAUACAUUACAGAACUGGAGUCAAAGGUUGACCAGCUGCACAAAAAGAAAUAA
Messenger RNA from Penicillium brevicompactum, 324 nucleotides. RefSeq lists its product as uncharacterized. NCBI's taxonomy places the organism in Eukaryota, Fungi, Ascomycota, Eurotiomycetes, Eurotiales, Aspergillaceae. The coding region runs from base 1 to 324 and encodes 107 amino acids. The transcript has 3 exons. The record is from RefSeq and is a predicted model, not a curated record.